This is a messenger RNA of Anas platyrhynchos (mallard), 7553 nucleotides long. It is a transcript of the gene PLCXD3, whose product is annotated as phosphatidylinositol specific phospholipase C X domain containing 3. Gene Ontology annotation, molecular function: phosphoric diester hydrolase activity. The record is from RefSeq and is a predicted model, not a curated record. Gene Ontology annotation, cellular component: synapse. NCBI's taxonomy places the organism in Eukaryota, Metazoa, Chordata, Aves, Anseriformes, Anatidae. Gene Ontology annotation, biological process: lipid metabolic process.
GGGCCGGGCCGGGCUGGGCUUGGGCUUGGGCUGGGCUGGGCUGAAACGAGCGAGCGAGCGAGCGGCUGGCGGUGGGAGAGCGGCAGGGGCACGGCGGCGGCAUGGCUUCGUCGCAAGGCAAGAACGAGCUGCGUUUCGCCGACUGGAUGGCAGCCCUGCCCGACAGCAUCCACGGCACGCCGCUCACCAACCUGGCCAUCCCAGGGUCUCAUGACUCCUUUAGCUUCUACAUUGAUGAAGCCUCUCCGGUUGGGCCUGAACAGCCAGAAACGGUCCAGAAUUUUGUGUCUGUUUUUGGGACUGUGGCUAAAAAGCUGAUGAGGAAGUGGUUGGCUACACAGACCAUGAAUUUCACCAGCCAGCUGGGGGCAGGCAUACGGUAUUUUGAUCUUAGGAUUUCCACCAAGCCAAGAGACCCAGACAACGAACUCUACUUUGCUCAUGGCUUAUUCAGUGCCAAAGUCAAGGAGGGCCUGGAAGAGAUCAAUGCAUUUCUUGCUGACCACCCAAAAGAAGUGGUCUUCUUGGACUUCAAUCAUUUCUAUGGGAUGCAGAAAUAUCAUCAUGAAAAGCUUGUCCAAAUGCUCAAGGACACGUAUGGAAACAAAAUGUGUCCUGCUAUAUUUGCCCAUGAAGUAAGCCUCCAGUACCUGUGGGAAAAGGAACACCAAGUGCUGGUUUUUUAUCACAGCCCAGUGGCUCUCGAGGUACCAUUUCUUUGGCCAGGCCAGAUGAUGCCAGCUCCAUGGGCAAACACAACAGAUCCGGAAAAACUGAUUCAGUUCCUGCAGGCAUCAAUCACUGAAAGAAGAAAGAAGGGCUCCUUUUUUAUUUCUCAAGUAGUGCUGACACCAAAGGCUAGUACAGUGGUGAAAGGGGUUGCUAGUGGUCUCAGAGAAACAAUCACAGAAAGGGCUCUCCCCGCAAUGAUGCAGUGGGUCCGAACUCAGAAACCAGGAGAAAGUGGUGUGAAUAUUAUCACUGCAGAUUUUGUAGAACUCGGUGACUUUAUCAGCACAGUCAUAAAGCUCAACUAUGCCCUGGAUGAAGGUGAAGAUGACACUACCUGAUAGUGUUCUAAUAUGUUUGUUGUUGCAUUAUUUAAAAUUGAAAAGAAAAAGAAAAAAAAAAAAAAAAGAUUGCAUUUUAAAAGAAUUAUCUUGUAAAACGCUGAUCUUCCUAUAACACCCUCUGAGGUGUUUAGGGCUUUAGUGGGUGGGCAUAAGGGAAGUGUUUUAAUCAAUUAUGAUCAUUUUUUACAUUUGUGUUUCAUGUGAAGAGCAAAGCUAACCAUGUUUACAGUGUUUGAUAAAAGAAGGCCAUUUACAUGUUUUCCAUGAGGUACCAAAUGUGAUUCAUGUGUCUUCUGUGGUUAUGAACAGUGCCAAGAAAUGUGCUUUCAGUGCAGUGGGAUGUGUGUUUCCCUUUGUCUGCCCACAGCAGGAUUCCCGAAGGUGUGAACAAUACACCAGAGGACUAAGGACAGUAUAUCUGUCCCUAAAAUUUUAAGCCGCUACACUUCAUCUGUUAGGUGAUUUAAUGGAUUCUAUUUAUCAGUGAGCUACAGAUUUAAAUGCCUUUGUGAAGUAAAUACAAAGUCAUGUCUCCAACGCACUCAUAGUUAGUGGACAGUAAACAUGAUGCAUUAUGUAGCUUGCACAAAGCACAGAUUAAAUCUUGCUUGCUUUUCAUUCUUGAAAUGGGGUUUUCCAGUGUUUUUGCCCUAAGUCAGCAGUUACAUAGUGCUGGCCUAACUCUGUACUAGGCGCUGCCAGUGUGUAUUUUCCAUGGCUUUAGCAGAAGCAAAGUUAGGCCAGCGUGGAGCACCGCUCCUUCCCAGGACUAAUCUCAUGUAGAAGUCUGAUACAACAUCCACUGAAUUUAAUAGGGAGAUUUCCUGUGUUUAUUGUGGAAUGUGCAUGGGAUCAGUAAACUGUGUGUACUAUAAGGUGGGCAGGGUUUUGUCCCAUAGCCGAAAUAGGCUUUCUGUAGGUUUAAAUCUACUCUUAGAAAAUGUAGGUGCAGUCUGAGCUUCUCUUUAGGGCAGCUGUAAACACAACGCUCCUCUGCUGAUUACAAAAAACAAAAUCAGUGCCAGUUUCAUCAGUGAAAAACUGCUGUACUAAAGAGUGUAGUAGUUCAGUAUCUGGCUAAAAACAUUAUGCUAUAGUCCCUACAUUGUUUGCAGGAAAUAAUACAGCAUAACACAAAAUUGAAAGUCUACUGAAUGGCACUGUUCUAGUAGCAGAACCUCUAUCACCCUACUUUUAAUGAAGCAUAUAAAACUCAAUUAUAUGGAACAUUCAGUGAAUUAUAGAAUAAAAGAAGAGCAUUGCAAGUGUAUGACACCAAAUUGGAUACCAUCAAUCGUAUGUCCUAGAUCCAUCAAUGCAUAUGCACACAACUUUGGAAAGCAAAACAUUUUGUUUGUGCAAACCAAUAGAUGCUUUACAAGGAAAAUUCUCUUUGAAAUGUUGCUUUAUAGGAUAAGACUAAUGUCAAGUUUCCAUUGAUAAUACCAGAACUUUCCAUUGAGUAAGAAGAGAGAAUGGCUUCAUAGGGUCUUUUGUUAUUUUCUGUCAGAUGGUAAGGGCUGCAAUGUACCAUCAGAUUUUUUUAUUUUUUUUAAAUGGUCUCAUCAAACAAGUGGGUUAUGGGGUGUUUGUUGGUUGGUUAUGUUUAUGUUUUUAUUUUUAUUUUUGGUUUUGUUUUAAUUUAUUUUUAAAAAGUGGAAUAAAAUGAACACUUGCUGCUAUUUUGUACUGAGAGGGUGCCUUGGAAAAAGUGUGUGUGUGUGUAUUGUAGAGAAACAUUUAAGUGCAUCUGUACUAUAAAGACACGUUUUAAAUGUAUGUAUAUGAUACAAAGACAUCCAUGCACACUUGCACAGUGGUGAUCUGGCUUCUGGACAGGAGUGUUACAAAUUUGCCUGAAGAAAUCUGCAGGUGUUAUGAAGUUAUGAUGCCUCCUUCUGUAGCAGAUUUUUCUGUAUGGAUUAUGACUGUAAAACUCAUCCUUAGUAAAAUCUGUGAUCUAAGCCAGUUAGUACUUCUAUAGCAUUAAAAUUUAACCCAAACUGAUCCAAAAAUUUACCAAGAGCCACAGCCCGUCUUUGCAUUGAACAAGGAAGGGGUAGGACUUGGUGCUUUCACCCAUGACUAAGCAUGAUACGGGGGUGGGUAGAUGCACUUUGUUUUCAAUCUUCACAGGCUUGCCAAACAAAAUUAAUGUAAUGGACACAUAAAAUGAAACGUGCAUGUGUUCUUGAACCCUGUGCAAUCUGAAAUCUUGUGGAUUUUGCACAGUUUGUGAAUCAGUACCUUUUCUUCUAUGUGGGAUGAAAAUGUUAGCUAAUUUAUUGGAGAUGUGAUGUGAAACGCUCUUUUCAUUCUUCUGUUUCACUGGAUUAUUUGCUUCCAGAUUCUUUCUGUUAUUCUUUAGCUACUUAAAGUAUAGUUGAAGCAUUUAAACUAUCCUUUUAAUAUGUUAAAAUAAUCUGAAUCUUUAGGUGGAACAAAAAAGAAUAGGUUUCAUCUUUUGGAUACUGACUCAAAUUCUAUUAGAUUGAGAGCACCAACACUGAGUUCCUCCUGGGACCCCUGGCUCAAACAUGCCAGACACACCAGGCUUUUUGCUUACACAAAGGUGUACUCAAAGCAAAUGUUCUGCUUAUUGAAGAAAAAGUGUGUGUAUGUGUGUGUGCGUGCCUGUAUAUAUGAAUAAAUAUAGAGCUAUAUCACAUCUUGAGCUUACUAGCAUUGUUAUGAAAUAUUUGCUUAGCAUCAGUUGUAUUCUAAUUGUCAUUUGGGUGCUGGAAAAUAAAAGCAAAGCAAAAAAAAAAAAAAAAACAAAAAAACAAUCCUCUGACAAGAAGGAUAAUAGACAAAUCACAUAGUUUCUCCAUUAAUGGGGGAAAUUGUUAAAUUUUGGUCAAAAAUUGUUUUCAUUUAGCUGUCCAUCUCCUUUAUAUUGGAGAAGCACAGCACUUUAUGAAAGGGGACAGGUAAACAAGCUUGCCUUAAUUACUAAAAUAAAAUAAAAAAAGGGGAGCAUGCUAUCCACACUUUUCUGGUGAUUUCAUAUGUGAGGCACCAAAACUUUAUUUGGACUGUCCUGAUGGGGAUACACUCCCAGUUGAUAACAAUUUGGGAGAUUUCACCAGAAAAGAACAAGCCAGAAAGGACUAUGCAACACAACUGGACCACUGUAGAGCCCCGUGUUGCCAUUCAUAUGCAGCUAGAACAUUUUGAUUUCAACCACAAAAUGCUUGCAGAAGGACUGCAGGGUUGGUUCAGACUAAUUGUCUGACCUGAUUCAUUUGGGAGGCUUCUACCCGAACCCGUGCAUUCUGGGCACUCCUGCAUGGGAAGUCAGAUGACUGUAAUCAGCCAAUCAGAAGAAAAAUACCUGUCUACACUAUUGAUCUUCAUGAACAUCUGUUUAUUCAAACUGUAAUGUCAUUCUCUGUCAAAACAUGUUUCUCUUCCUGUGAACCUUUCUCCUCUCACUACGUUCAUGUUGCACACAUGAAGCAGUAUUGCUUUUCAGCCUUUUCAUGGGAUUACUCACCCUCAUGUUCAGUUUUGCUUAAAAAAUUACACCUGCCUUGCACAACACGAGCUGAAAGGAGAGGUUUCUGGUGUAAAUCUAGGUGGCUCCUUCUUUCAGUUUGUGGAAGCUGAGGAUCUCUUUGUCCAGUGCUGACCCAGCUCAUGUUGAUGUGAACCUGUAUAGCAGCUGGUUCAUGAGCCUGAGUCCUGCCUUGUGCAAAGAGAUGUAAGGUCAGAACCAGACCAAAGGAGCCUAAUUUUAAAAUCAGUGGGCUAUCCACAUUUAUUUGAUGUUGGUUAACAUCAAAUGUUACAACAGGUUAUGUAACUAGUUUUGUAAGUUCUGCCAUUUCAAGCCAUUCUUUUAAACAUAUAUAUGUGUGUAUAUAUAUAUGCAUAUGUGUGUGAGAGAAUGUACAAUUCUGUAUGCUGGGCUAAGUCCUUCUGUCAUACUGAUACAAACCCAGACCAUUUCUAGUAACUUCAAAGCAUUUACUAACAUUUUACCCUGGGAUGAGAGGGAACAGAUAGUCAGUGUGUAGUAAGUAUAUGCUGUGUUGCAAAGGAAAUUAAAAAUGUGGAGGUCAAUUCCACAAUAUCAAAAAAGUGGAGCGCCCUGAAAACAUAGCUCCAGUGCUGUUUAUGCUGAAUAUAGUAUAUGGAGCACUAGGUAUUAGCAGCUGAGUAGACUAUUUGGUGAUUUCAAGAGUUCAGUUAACACCAUUUUAAACUUCUAAACUCCUUUUCAGUGAAGUAAAAGCUAAUAGUGUAUAUGAUGUAUUUGCCAUAUCUCAGUGGUAGCUUCUGUGUUACAUACAGUCAACAUUGUUCUGAAUCGUAUAUGUUUACCCAAUGAUGAGGUUAAAAUAUGCUGUAUAGUAUGUGCAAUGUAUUGAUUACAAGUAUGUUGGAGUUCAGUGAUCUAUUUAGUUCUUACUGUGCUGCUGUUUCGUAGGUAUGUGUGUAUAUGGGAGUAUGGAUUGUCUACAAUGUACAAGGAAAUAAUUAAUCCUAAAGGAAAAGGGCAGUUAUGUAACCUGCCUUAAUGCAUUCACAUAAUCUUGUUUAAGUCCCAUAAGUACAAGUUCUGAUUUCAGAUGUUAGUGAGGAUUGUCUGUAGGGCUGACUCCCUCACUUCUCUGCAUUAAGGAGUUAAACUUGAAGUUACCUGGAGCUCACUUACAUAUUGAGAAAUAAAAGAAUAGCAUGCUUGCACGACCUUGAUUGUACAUGCUGUCAACGAUCUGGUUUCCUAUGUGAUACAGAGCAAAUCACUUCUGUGCACACACAGCUCCUGUUGAUGCCAGCAGGAAUUGUGUUUAAGCAACUGAAGGGCCUAAAAUUCCUCUUCUGGUAUACAGUCAUGAUGCUGAGGUCGUGGUACCCUGGCUCUGUGGAAUUGCCUGAAUGCUAUGCAAUACUGCUCAUGUCCCGUGUUGAAACGUAGCUCUAAGUUUGCAGUAAGAGUUCUGAACUCUGCUCCAACCCAGGUCGGAUUGUAUAAGUCCUUACAUAAAAAGGAUGAAUGUCUGAGGCUGAGCAGCCUGGCCUGGCAUGCCCACAUACAGCAUUCUGCUUUCAGGAGCCUUGGCAGCUUAAAUUAAGAAGGUUCUAAUAAUUUCCUGGAGACUGGCAGGACCUACUACUCUUCUUGGGAAGGGGAAUAUAAAUCUGUCCAUUGCCCACAGGUAUGACUCCCUUACCAUUCCCACAGCUAGAUCUAGCUCUCCUUUCAUGUUUUCGUAUGACGCAUGCAUCUGCUUGAUGUUAAGGGUGGUGCUGAAAGACACGCAGAACAGGGAGGGAGUCUGUCUUGUGCUCCACUGGUUGGUCAGGAGAAGGCAGAGUGCUCUUGUUUGGUGUGAAGUCAGCUUCAGAAAGACCCACAUACAUGGUGACUGAGGGAAGGCAGAAGUCUGGCUGGAGACCCUCUUCUCUUAUCUCUGUCUAGCUAUAAUGCAACAUCUUCCCACUUCUCUUUGUCUCAGCUCAGCACUCCUUAUGCACUUAUGCAUCCUCACCCCUGUAACCACCAGCUGUCAGCAGCGCUGUGCACUGAGUGUUACAGGUUUGCCAUGCUGACGAUGCCAUCACAUUCACACGUUCUUACAAAGUGUUGAGUGUGGGGUUAAGAGGUGGCAGCAUCCCACAUCUUGUGGUCUAUCUCCGUACUCCAGGUGAUGCACACAUAUCCACUUAGAUGGACCUCACCUUGGCUGAUAAGUCAGUUGUAAGCUUUCUCUCUCCAAAAUAAAAACAGACUAGAAGAUAAGCCAAUGAGUACCUCCUAAGAUGGGGAUGCAGUUAGGCUUUUUUUCUGCAGUGGAAUGACCAAGACUAGUCUCUUCCCUUGGUUUUGGGUCCUGCCAAAGUCAAUUUGAUCAGAAGAGAUUCCUAUAACAGGUGAAAUGCUUGGCACUGGCAAAAUGCACAUCACUUUUGAUGUGAAGCUGGGAUCCUUAAAGCAGAAUCCUGGGCUUUAUGUGUAAUUAUCAUUACUGAAAAUAAGAAUACACUUAAAAAUACAACUUUAAAAGAAAUAGCUGGGCGUGUCAGGACAGGUUAAGUUUUUUCCUGCCUCAGUCACGAGUAUCUUUAUGAUCAUGCAAGGUGAUGAUUAGGAUGUUAUUGCCACACUGCCUCCUGACGAUGUUCAGGGUCUCUGUACAGAAGCCUUAUUAUUCCAAAUGAGCAUUAAUGCAUUUGAGAGACUUUCUCCAUUUCUGUGGGAAGGAUGAAUGUGUAACACUGAGGACAUGGAGCUCCCUGUGUGUUGUGCCCACAAAGGUUCACAGAGCUGCACCUUCUCUUUUUAGGAUCUAUUUAAUGGUACUUUGAUAAAUGUUGUGUAAAAAAUGCCUACAGUUCUGAAUAGCAAAUGUGAAUUUUUAUGAGACGAAUGUGUAUUUAAUGUAAAAAAUAAAAAUAAUAAAAAAAAAUACUACUAUAAAAUCCAGUUUCUUUGUAUCCUGUGAAACAUCUAAUAAAGCUCUGGUACCUGUA